Molecule: messenger RNA, 1441 nt
Organism: Ipomoea triloba (trilobed morning glory)
Lineage: Eukaryota; Viridiplantae; Streptophyta; Magnoliopsida; Solanales; Convolvulaceae
Product: alcohol dehydrogenase-like 1
Exons: 7
Coding region: 1-1200 (399 amino acids)
Biological process (GO): formaldehyde catabolic process
Cellular component (GO): cytosol
Molecular function (GO): zinc ion binding; S-(hydroxymethyl)glutathione dehydrogenase [NAD(P)+] activity
Source: RefSeq, a predicted model, not a curated record
AUGGGAAUGAAGACCCCGAUGCUAGAUGACACCCCGGUGCUUGAAGAAGUUCCACUCUUCGAGUUGGAAAACCAACAAAGGGAGAAGAUUGAAAGCGAAAGCGAGGAUGACAUUGAGGUGGUGUGGGAGGAUGAAUACCCAAACGGUACAAUUCUUAAACCUACUUGUGACACUAAUCUUGAUAAUAUACAUGUUGAAUCUCUUGAUAAUAUUACUUUUGCCACUUUUCUGGGUGACUCCCAUAUGGUCUAUGAUGAUAUUCUCAAUAAACAAAGUAAUACUUGUUUUUAUUUUCGGGAGGAUGAUUCCGUGGAAACUUGCGACAUAUUGAUUGAUGAUCAUGAGGAUUCUCUUUUGAUCGAUAAUGAAUAUGUUUGUUUCAAUUUUUGGGGAGGUGAAUCCUUAAACUUGUUACAUAACAAAUUGAUGAGUGAGGGGGAUGAUGCUUCAUUUUACUCAUGUGAGGAUGAGGGUGAUUCUUCUAGUCAAAUUGAGUGGGGAGAUGAGAUGAGUAAGUGUGUGGAGGAGAUGAUGGAAGACGGUAAUUUAAAUUUAAUUAUUAAAAAAACAUUAAUUAUUGAUGUCGGUGUAUAUACAGGUGUAGGAGCAGCGUGGAAAACUGCAAAGAUUGAAAAAGGUUCUACGGUUGCAAUUUUUGGACUCGGUGCUGUAGGACUUGCGGUUGCAGAAGGUGCAAGGCUAAGGGGAGCUUCAAAAAUAAUAGGUGUUGAUUUGAAUCCAGACAAAUUUGAACUUGGGAAGAAGUUUGGACUUACAGAUUUUAUUAAUCCAAAAACUUGUGGGGAAAGUUCAGUAACAGAGGCCAUUAAAAAAAUGACGGAUGGAGGCGUUGAUUAUAGCUUCGAGUGCAUUGGAUUAGCAUCCUUGAUGGAAGAUGCUUUUGCAAGCUCACGUCAGGGUGGAUAUACAAUAAUACUUGGAGUAGAAAUGCACGGAAAGCCAAUAAGUGUGAAUCCUUACGAGCUCUUAGCGGAAAAGACCAUCAUCGGAUGCAAUUUUGGAGGAAUCAAUGCCAAAACUGAUAUUCCCCAACUUGCUGAAAAAUACCUGAAAAAUGAGCUGAAUUUGGAGGGUUUCAAAACACAUGAAGUCAAAUUUCAAGACAUUAAUGAAGCAUUUGAGUUGCUGGAGCAGAAGAAAUCUCUGCGUUGCAUCAUCUGGAUGGAUAAUAAUGCAUAAUUUUAUUUUUAGCCACACAAUAAAUAAUUUUAAUUUCUCUCUUCAAAUCAAUUAAUGCAGAGAUUUUAUUUACAGAGAAUUAUGCCUCGUUUAUUUAUGUAACACAGUAACAAAUUCAAUCAUCAUAUCCUUAGUGAUGACUGUUUCCUUACACCCCACCCCCCUAUGUUUUGGGUAAAGUUGGUACAAAAGUUUGGAAUGUUUUAAUGAUUUGAUACCUUAUAUAUUCUUUUCCUUCUAA